AUUGUAAUUUUAUAGAUCUAUCAGAUCUAAUGAUUUGUCCAACUCCCCUCCAUGCCCAAAUUUAAGGGUCUUCUCCGCGAAAUUUCAUAGACCUCCAGGGCUCUUUUUCCAGAGUGGGCAGCGCGGGACCAUGCUUACUCCAAACACCACGACUUUGGAUGGCGGGGGAAUCGAAGAACAUCCCGUCCCCAAUGGGAUAAAAGUUAAUGGAAAAGCUACAACUAAUGGGUCGCCUGUCAACGGAAACGAAGAUGGCAAGCAUUCUUCCAACGGCAUAAAGACGAAUGGAUAUUCUACCAAUGGCGAAUCUGUUAACGGAUGGUUAAAAAAUGGCCACCAGACAAAUGGCCAUCAUGUCACCGACGUGCCUGUUAAUGGCAAUGUCAGCAGUGGUGCUAUGCCCAUUGCAAUAUGUGGCAUGGCUCUUCGUCUGCCGGGUGGAUUAACGACACCGCAGGAGUUGUGGGAAUUCAUACUCGCUAAGGGCGAUGCACGCUCCAAGGUUCCCCAGAGUCGAUAUAACCUAUCCGCAUUCUAUUCUCCUACUGGGAAACCAGGCACGGUUUACACCGAACAUGGAUACUUCUUGGACGACAGUGUCGAUUUAGGGGCUUUAGAUACAUCGUUCUUUACGAUGCCGCGAACAGAAGUUGAACGUGCAGAUCCCCAGCAACGAUUACUGCUGGAAGUCGCGAGAGAAUGCUUUGAGGAUGCGGGUGUCACCGACUGGAGGGGAAAGACGAUAGGCUGUUAUGUAGGGAACUUCGGGGAAGACUGGCUUGAGAUGUUCGCUAAGGAAAAUCAACAAUGGGGCAUGCACCGAGUAGUCGGCACCGGCGAUUUCGUGCUCUCGAAUAGAAUUUCGUAUGAGAUGGAUUUACGUGGACCGAGUAUGACUCUCCGUACGGGAUGUUCAGCAGCUCUUGUGGGGCUGAACGAAGCCUGUAUGGCUAUUUCUAGGGGCGAUUGCGAAGCUGCAUUAAUCGGGGGCGUCAACCUCAUUUUAGGACCUAGCAUGACAACUGCCUUGGCAGAACAAGGGGUUAUCUCAAAAGAUGGUUCCUGUAAGACCUUCUCAGCUGAAGCUAACGGAUAUGCUCGUGGCGAAGCAGUCACUGCGAUUUAUGUCAAGCCAUUGAGUGAUGCUAUUAGAGAUGGAAAUCCAAUCCGAGCGGUUAUAAGAGCGACAUCACAUAAUGUCGAUGGGAAAACUCCUGGAAUGUCGCAGCCGAGUGCUGAUGCGCAAGAAGCAUUAAUGCGAAGAGCAUAUAAAGUCGCUGGGAUAACGGACUUUUCACAGACAGCUAUGGUAGAAUGCCAUGGCACAGGAACAGCAACCGGUGACCCUAUAGAGACCAAUGCCGUUGCUCGUGUGUUUGGAGAAUCGGGUGUUUACAUCGGUUCAUCGAAGCCAAAUUUGGGGCACUCAGAAGGCGCCUCGGGGCUUGUGGCAAUAAUGAAGAUGGUAUUGGCCCUAGAAAAUCGCACUAUACCCCCUAAUAUUCGAUUCACAACACCCAAUCCAAAGAUUCCGUUCAAAGAGGCAAAACUCACUGUUCCCCUGGAACCUACUCCGUGGCCAGCUUCUCGACUUGAGCGCGUGAGCAUUAACUCCUUUGGUGUAGGCGGUGCAAAUGCCCAUGUAAUUCUAGAUUCCGCUGCUACCUUCAACGCGUCUACUAUAACCCAGAAUGCGCCUACUAUACCACAACUACUAUUAUAUUCGGCAAAUACCUCAAAAUCCCUGACGAGAGCCGUUGAGAAUUAUAAGCAGUGGGUAGAAAAACAUCCUGAAAAAUUAGCGGACUUAGCCUAUACCUUAGCUUUACGGAGGGAGCAUCUGCAGCACCGAACAUUUGCUAUCGCCAAUAAUGGGGUGGUUGAGAACGCUGCACCCCCUACCAAAGCGGCCCCGAAGCCCAAUAUUGUGAUGGUUUUCACUGGCCAGGGCGCCCAGUGGCCGCUAAUGGGCAAGGAGUUACUGCAGUCUAACGAAACGUUUAAAACCACAAUACAAAUACUCGACAAACACCUAAGAGCUGCAGUUGGUGACGCACCACUUUAUUCUAUCGAAGAGGAGCUUCUUAAGCCAGCUAGAAAAAGUCGACUUAGUACGGCGGAGCUAUCUCAACCACUCUGCACGGCUAUUCAAAUUGCGCUCGUCGAUACGCUUAAAGCAUAUGGAAUUGCGCCAAAUGCAGUGGUUGGCCAUUCUAGUGGCGAGAUUGCGGGGGCGUAUGCUGCUGGGGCCCUUACAGCUGCGGAGGCUAUCAUCGCCGCCCACCACCGUGGCGCUGUAACAACUAAGCAAAAGAGAGCCGGGUCUAUGGCAGCUAUAGGGAUGAGUUGGGAAGAGACGGAGAAGCACUUAGUCCCUAACGUCACCAUCGCUUGCGAUAAUUCACCCAAAAGUGUUACAAUUUCAGGCGACUUGAAGGAAGUUAAAGCUGUAGUUGCAGCCAUCAAAAAGUCAAACCGAGAUGUGCUGGCUAAGUUGUUACAGGUCGAUAAAGCAUACCAUUCUUACCAUAUGGCGGAGAUUGGAGAGGACUAUAUUUCGUUAAUCGGGCAACAAGUAACCGGAAAUGAGCCUACGAUUCCUUUCUUUUCCAGUGUGAUAGGCAAACUGUUGAACGGAAAACGCAACCUUGGAUCUAAAUAUUGGCGAGAUAAUCUGGAGUCUCCAGUCAGAUUCAGAGAAGCUGUUACUAGCCUGUUAAAACAUGAAGUUGGUCAGAAUGCUGUUUUCCUCGAGGUUGGACCGCAUUCUGCUCUCGCGGGUCCCUUAAGACAGAUCUUUACCGAGGUUUCUUCGCCCGCGCCUUAUGUUGCGACCAUGGCGCGCAACCAAAACUGCAUCACGUCACUUUUGACCGCUGUUGGGAAGCUUCAUUCAGUAAAUGUUCCGAUCGAUCUUAAGUCAGUAUUUCCAAGUGGUUCAUGUCUCCCAGACCUCCCUCGGUACCCAUGGAACCACGAAGAUAGUUACUGGUACGAGCCUCGGAUAUGUAGAGAUUGGCGCCUACGAAAGAACCCGUACCAUGAUUUACUAGGCUCCCGCUCGCCUGAGAGUACUGACAUCGAACCUGCUUGGCGCAACAUGUUCCACCUUCCCAAUGCACCUUGGGUUCGUGACCACAAGGUUGGGGAUGAUGUGGUGUUCCCGUUUGCUGGUUAUAUUGCCAUAGCCGGAGAAGCUGUGAGACAAAUCACUGAAAUUAACGAGGGAUUUAGUAUUCGACAUAUCGUUGUCAGUAUGGCUUUAGUCUUGAGCGAAGGGAAGCCGACCGAGAUGAUGACUACUUUCCGCCCCCAUCGAUUAACUAAUUCGCUGAAUAGUUCAUGGUGGGAGUUCACUGUCUCUUCCUUCAAUGGCCACGUGUGGACGAAACACUGCACAGGAGAAGUCACAGCAUUAUCGGCAAGUCUCAGACCAGCGGCAGCUAUUGACGAGCUUCCCCGAAAAUUGAAUGCGCGAAAGUGGUAUGAAACGAUGCGCAAGUCUGGGUUGGACCUUGGGACUGCUUUUCAAUCCCUUGAUGCCAUAGAGACAUCGACCAAUUCCGAGAAUCGAGCGAUUGGAAGAGUGGUGAACAGUCGACAAGGAGACGAGGCUAAUUACCACAUUCAUCCUACGGUUAUCGAUGCGACACUACAGAUCAUGAGCGCCGCUGCCGUAAAUGGCUACGCGCGCAAGGUUAAGAAUUGGCUUCCGACAAGUAUCGACAAACUCAGCAUUGUUCGAUGUGCCUCUGACAUGAUCACGAAUGUCUCAGCGAAGAGAACAAGCAACCACUCAAUCCUCGGGGGUGGAAGCUGUACCGCUGGUGAUCUUACAGUCCUCGAAGCCUCUGGUAUUCGCAUGACUCUUGCCGAUGGCGCCCUUUCGAGCGACGGGGCCGAUACUCACGCAGCAGCACGAUAUGAAUGGAAUUCUGACAUAGACUUUUUAGAUAUAAAGGAUUUGAUUCUACAGCCGUUUGAUCGCGCGCCUCAUAUGGUUCUCCUAGAUGAGCUUAGCCAGCUUUGCUUAUUAUCUUCUCAACGAGCGCUCCCAAAAUCAGGAAGCCACCUAGGUCACAUACAGAAAUAUGUAUCAUGGAUUGCUUCGCAGAAUCAGACAGAAGGUUUAGUUGGUUUGGAUGAUGGAACCUUGAAGGCCCGAAUCGAGGAACUUGCAACUCGUCUCUCUGGAACCCCUGCUGCGUUUGCGGCUACUGCUCUUCGCCAAACAUCAAGCAAAAUUGAUGUCCUAGUGUCGGGCCAAACGUUACCGGAUAUUCUAUCGGAUGACGAGCUCACUGGUCUUUAUGAUUUUAUCAACCAGACUGAUAUAUCCACGUUUAUCCAAUCAUUAGGCCACUCAAAGCCAAAUUUGCAGAUACUAGAGGUUGGGUCCGGAACCGGUUCGUCAGUAACUAAUUUCCUUAAGAACCUCACUCGGCCGGAUGGACAAGUCCUUUGCUCGAAUUAUACCUUCACGUCCAUGGGCUUUAUCUCUGGAAAGGACCAACAGAAACCGUUCCCAAACAUGGAGUAUGCUACUUUAAAUAUUAGCAAGGACCUCGAAGAGCAGGAAUUUGGAGACCGUCAAUUUGAUUUGAUCAUUGCGUCAAAUGCCGUUCACAUAACUAAAAACAUCCAAGAGAGUUUGAAGAAUAUUAAGAGGCUUCUUCGCCCCGAUGGUCGGUUGUUACUUCAGGAGUUGUGUCCAUCCUCGAAAUGGGUCAAUUACAUAUUUGGAUCUUCGCCUAACUGGUGGCACGGUAUUGCUGAUGGUAGGCCGAAUGAGCCAUAUUUCGAUGUGAAGAGGUGGGAGUCCGAACUUCUAACUGCAGGUUUUGGUCGAAUUGAUGGAACAGUUCUGGAUUCCGAUGGACCACAUCAAUUGAUGGCGACGGUAAUCGCAAGGCCUUCCAAAUCCACCGAUGUUGCGAAGAAACGAGUAACAAUAUUAUGCGAAGAUGAUGAAGGUGGAAUGGGCGGAAUUGUUGACGAACUUGAGAAGAACGGAUACGAAAUCAUUAAGUGUAAUGUGCACGAUUCCCCGCCCCCAGGACAAGACGUCAUCUCUCUUCUCGACAUAUAUGGACCGUACUUCGAGGAGUUAGACUCUGCUCGUUUCGAAUCGUUUAGAAAGUUCCUCCGUGGCCUUCAGGAUGCCGGACUCUUAUGGAUCACGCCCCUUUGUCAGCUCGGAUGCGAAGAUCCCAGAUAUGCACAAGUACUUGGUCUCGCGAGGACGAUGCGCUCGGAGAUGCUGGUAGACUUUGCGACAUGCGAAGUUGACGAUUUCGCUUCGGCGAACGAUAAAAUAGUUCAGGUCUUGGCGAAAUUCCAGAGGCGUGAGGAUGAUGAUGUUCUGAAACCUGACUUCGAAUACGCGAUUCGUGGCGGAGAAAUCCAGGUGGGAAGAUUAUAUCCUUUUGCCUUGAAGGAUGAAUUAUUGGUGUCGGAAUCUGGUGACAAGGCCGUUCUUGAUGUCGGUACGCCGGGACGUCUCAAUACGCUACACUGGGUCCAACAGCCACGCGAAGAAAUCCGCAGCGAUGAAGUGGAACUUGAUGUUCAUUCUGCUGGUUUGAAUUUUAGGGACAUCCUAGUUGCCAUGGGAAUAGUCGAACUUCCUAAACGCCAAUUCGGACUCGAGGCUGCCGGUAUCGUGACCCGUGUAGGAGCCGAUGUUGAGAAUAUUAAGGUUGGCGAUCGAGUCUGUUGUUUGAGGAAACAUGCAUAUUCGACUUCUCUCACUACCCCAGAAAUGUUCUGUGCGAAGCUCCCGGAUCGCCUCAGUUUCGACGAAGCUGCAUCCAUGCUCAUGCCCUAUGUUACCUCUAUACAUUCCCUGAUGAAUAUUGGGCGUCUUGAACAGGGACAGUCCGUCCUAAUACAUAGCGCAUGUGGUGGGGUUGGGCUGGCAGCCAUCCAAAUAUCUCAGAUGUUAGGGGCAGAUAUCUAUGCGACUGUCAGUAAUGAUGAAAAGGUCCAAUUUCUUGAGGAACACUACAAUAUACCAAGGAACAAGAUAUUCAACUCGCGAAAUGACUCAUUCGUGGAGGGGAUCAUGCGCGAAACGAACGGCGCUGGUGUGGAUCUGGUUCUCAACUCCCUCUCCGGCGAACUUCUACAUGCCACCUGGACCUGUGUUGCGGAAUUCGGCUCCAUGAUUGAGAUUGGAAAGAGAGAUUUGAUCGGCAACGGAAAACUUGACAUGAAUGCCUUCUUAGCCAAUCGCAGUUACUGUUGUGUGGAUAUCGAUCAGCUCUGGAAGAAGCCGGUUCUAAUGACGAGGCUUAUCCAGUCCACCUUGGAGCUUUACGAAAAGGGGGCCAUUACUUCAAUCCAGCCCCUGAAGAUUUUCCCCGCAACAGAAACUGCAGAUGCGUUCCGAUACAUGCAAAAGGGACAACAUAUUGGUAGAAUUGGCAUCUCUUUACGGAACUCUCCAGAAGAUCGUGGUAUUAAUUUCGAAACAUCGAAGAGGCCUAGGUCUGCAAAUUUUGAGAACUCUGCGUCGUACCUUUUGGUGGGUGGACUUGGUGGUCUUGGACGUGCGAUAUCAGCGUGGAUGGUUGAUCACGGUGCACGUGAAUUAAUCUACCUCUCACGAAGUGCCGGUGAGGGUCCAAGCGAUGGCGUAUUUGUUAAUGAGCUUAAAAGCAUGAACUGCGAUGUUAAGCUUGUGAAGGGAGACGUCACAAAUCUCGAUGAUGUCGCUAAGGCAGUUUCAUCAGCGACGCACCCCCUGAAAGGCAUUAUUCAAAUGUCCAUGGUUCUUCGCGACCAGAAUUUCGAGGCUAUGACUUUCGAUGAGUGGAAUGUUGUGGUGGCUCCCAAGGUUGGGGGGACAUGGAAUCUUCACAAUGCUACCGUGGCUACAGGAGUCGAUCUUGAUUUCUUCGUCCUAUUCAGUUCGCUUUCCGGUAUCAUUGGGCAACCUGGUCAAGCAAACUACGCAAGCGCAAAUACAUUCCUAGACGCAUUCGCGCAGUAUCGGAAAAGAUUAGGCCUUGCUGCAUCUGUCGUGGAUAUCGGGGCUGUUGAAGAAAUCGGGUUCAUCUCAUCGCAACAAGGGCUGAUGAAUAAGAUGAAAUCUACCGGAUUUAAAGGAGUUACCGAACAAGAACUUCUUGACGCGAUGGCGCUUGCCAUGGCACCUACUGAAACUCGCGAAAAUCAGCCAAGCGGUACUCGCUUUGUUGAUAGCAACACGUUUGUCCUUGGCCUCGGCUCAACAAUCCCACUUAGCAGCUCUGCUAAUCGGUCGGUCUGGAGGAAGGAUCGUCGCAUGGCUUCAUAUCAUAAUGCUUUGGGCGGAGGUGCAGAUGCCGCCGCAUCUAACGAGGUCCUCAAGACUUUCCUCGCUACUGUUAAAGCCGACCCCUCUCUUCUCAAAGCGGCAGAGUCUUCCAAGACACUCGCGCUUGAAAUUGGAAAGAAGCUAUUCGAUCUACUACUCAAACCGCAGGAGGACUUAAACACGUCCAUGUCGUUAGUUGAUUUAGGGUUGGAUUCACUGGUAGCGCUCGAGUUACGCGCUUGGUGGAAGCAGGUCUUCUCGUUUGAUAUCAGUGUUCUUGAGAUGUUGGGUAUGGGUUCGCUUGAUGCGCUGGGGCAGCAUGCUGCUGAAGGUUUGUUAAGGGUUUUGGCGGAAAAUGAUGAUCAGAAGGGUUCUGAAUAGGUACCUACCUGAGGUACUAUAGGGGAUCCCCUUGAAGGACGAAUCAUGGGCAAUGUAACUAGGAUUAUACGGAAGGGGCAAUGUCGGAUAUUCUGGUAUCAUGUAUGGAUGGUUAGGUUUCUUUUUAUGUUAGGUUACUUAAGCGAUUGUUUGGAAUAAGAAACUCUCUCUUGUUGUUAAAA
Messenger RNA from Annulohypoxylon maeteangense, 7863 nucleotides. Its product is annotated as fatty acid synthase S-acetyltransferase. Lineage: Eukaryota; Fungi; Ascomycota; Sordariomycetes; Xylariales; Hypoxylaceae. The transcript has 6 exons. The coding region runs from base 131 to 7681 and encodes 2516 amino acids. The record is from RefSeq and is a predicted model, not a curated record. Gene Ontology annotation, biological process: fatty acid biosynthetic process; secondary metabolite biosynthetic process. Gene Ontology annotation, molecular function: phosphopantetheine binding; oxidoreductase activity; fatty acid synthase activity.